Adelges cooleyi (spruce gall adelgid) is the source of this 3396-nucleotide messenger RNA. RefSeq names its product LIM and calponin homology domains-containing protein 1 (gene smash). The coding region runs from base 352 to 3075 and encodes 907 amino acids. Gene Ontology annotation, cellular component: stress fiber. Lineage: Eukaryota; Metazoa; Arthropoda; Insecta; Hemiptera; Adelgidae. The record is from RefSeq and is a predicted model, not a curated record. Gene Ontology annotation, molecular function: myosin II head/neck binding. Gene Ontology annotation, biological process: regulation of focal adhesion assembly; positive regulation of stress fiber assembly. The transcript is spliced from 15 exons.
CUUCACAGUCAGUUUCGUCUCACGCGCACCCGUCGUGUUAUCGUCGACAUCGACGGCGGCAACGCACGAGUUAUACCAAUAUUAUUUUCAUGUUCUUGCCGUGUGACCUUACCCCUAAAUAAUAAUAAUAAACACCUACCGUCUUGUUUAACCCGGAUUAUUUGUACGCAUUAUCGGCGGUCUGUUCUUGUUUUUUAAGUUUAUUUUCGCGGCCGAUCAGAUAUAUAUUUUAAUACCGUCGGAAGACUUGAACGCUAUUUAACCGUGUGUCCAGACGGUCUGGCGGCGUUAAACAGUGCGUAUCGAGGAAUUUCAAUGCUGGACAACUAAAUUUCAUUUUAAGCUGAUCCGAUGAUGUCACCCAUGAAACCGGCUCCGCUGCAGUUUGUCAAGCUGGCCCCGCCGUCCGAUAGGUUUCGAUCGGCGCAGGAUCAGCUCAACAAAGCAGUAACGGCCAAACCAAAACCUAAAGAAUUCGAUGCGGACUGGCAAUCGGACUUGGAUAAUUGGAAGAGCAAUCGGAGGAAACAACAGGAACACAUUAUCGAGCGUUUAGUAGAGGUGAAAAAAUUCGAGACUGAUCGUUUGGACGAUGGAUUCCGGAAGAGAAGCAAAACGUUCAAUGAAAUGAUUCAAGAAAGGGGAAGGAGUGGCCGCCUGAGGAGUCUGCCGGCGCUGUACCAGGACGACGACGACGGCAACGAUCUCAGCGAUUUGGGUAUAAGCACCGGCGGCAAGAAGUCCGAAGACAGUUCAGACGAAUGUAGCAAAAACGGUCGUGAAGACGAGGUUUUCCGAGAAGAGGUCGAACAAGAGGAAGAGUCUCGGGAUCCGGGUGCCGUCACAAGUGAGCGCAACGAAAACGGAUACGAUCGGGCCAUCAAGGACUACGUGGACUUUGCCGAGUCUAAGAGGACCGCGGUUGUUCCGGCUUGCUCUAAGCAGGAAGACGACGAUGGCGAGAGACAGCUGCAGCUGCCUACUUAUAGGAAACCGGCACCGUUGCUUGUGGCCGAAGCCAAGCGCAGGAUGUCGGCGCCAAAAAUCGAAGAGAAAGUCAUGUUGCUCAAAAUCAGAUCGCAGUCCACCAAAGACUUGCACUCGGCCGUGGCCAACGAACUGCCCAAAGUGGACAUUGGCAAACGCCGGGAAGUAUUCGAAAAAGCCGCUACCGAACAAGUACAACCGUUGCCGGUCGCUCUGAAACCGACUAAAAAGAAGUUGUCGGAACCCGUCGGAUCAGCGGCUCCCCGUCAAGAAUCGCCUCCGCCUACUUCCACCAAACCGACAUUCGAAUCACAACCUGAAUCGACGUGCGUGGCUUCUUAUCGCAAUGAAGAGGAACAGCGGUCGGUACCGCUAGUCCAACAACAGCAAUUGCAGGAUGACUCUGUCGAAGAAGAGGAAAAGCCCAUCGUGGCCAUGGAGAAAGAAAGGCCGAGCAUGGCUCCGUCGACCGCCGAAGACGAAUACCGGUUGCAUAACCACGAACUGUCCCUGUCUGACCUUGUAAGUCGCCAUUCCAUCGACAGCUUAGACCAGGAGGAAUGCGGCCAUCACACGACCGAGGACCCCGACGACGGCAACUAUCCGGGAUCGUGUCUGAGCGCCGAAGACAGCGGCAUACACACCGAAGACAUGUCGAGCUGUGUCAGUCAGGCCGAUGACGAGGAACAGCGAUCCAACCUGCAGCCCAGUCCCAUCCAACAGCACCAAUUGCCCGUCGUUCCACACGUCGAAACUUCUUACAACAUGGUACUGGAACUGACACCCGUCAACGCUUUGGAGCCACCCAAGGAGAAGCCUCCUCCGCCGCCGGUAGACGAUGACGACUCCUAUGCCGAGGCAGAAGUGAACUUGCCACAAGAGCGUCAUCUUACGGCCGCGGACGCCGUCGAUUCGGCGAAACGCAUUAAAAAGGAAAUGUGGAUGAAACGUUCGAGUUUUCUGGGCCUGGAAGAAUACACCAGUGGCAAUGCAGGCUACGAACAAGAUCUAGAAAAUUUGAAGUCCAGACCUCCCGAUCUGACGUCGUUUUUGGAAGAGGAACGUCGGUUGGAGAAAUUGUUGUACAAACAGAACAAACCCGAACGACCGCAAGACACCAGGAUCUACGAAAACGUUAACGCGCCCACGAAAAACGUAUACAUCGACGACGGUGGCGAUAUCGAGAGUAACCAAUACAUGCGGGACAUACUGCAGGUAGAAGAACAAAGCCGGUGCAACCAGUUGAAAAACAAAGCGGCGCAGAACAAUAUCGGCGAGAAGUUAGUGAAGAAACUCAAAGAGUUGGAAGAGGAUUUAAACAAUCAAGAGUGCAUGAGGGUGGGAUCCGCUCAUUGGUUACCGUCGCCAAACCGGCAUUCCCUGCAAGACAUUUCCAGCGUGGCCAACGCCCGACCGCCUCUUGACCACACACAGUCUAUGCCAAACUUGGAACAACAACCUAUUCACAAUCAACACCAUCAGCCCGAAGAAUACACGUGUUUUAGGUCACAAAACAGUUGUCCUCGGCCAGCCCAACAGCCGAACAUGUAUGCAAAACGAAAAUCAACAAACAGUCAACCUGAACAGUUCAAUUACCAACAUUGGCUCAUUCAAGAAGCUGAACAUAGGCGUCUAGUUGAUAGGUGUAACCGUCAAGUACCACCUCCGUCGGCGUCCGACAUGAUGCCUCGUUCCUGUACUAGACCGGCUCUGCCACCACCUCCACCACCGGCACACAAUAAAAAACCUUUGCCCGACUCUGUAAUCAACACGAUAACACAACGUGUACAAGACCGUCUGUCGUUUAAUGACUUCCACAGACACGACCAUGGAGCACCUCAGGAGUCAAUGUUGAGCGUCAGUGGUAAAAAGAAGUGUUCUCAUUGUACGGUGGAGCUGGGUCGCGGCGCUGCUAUGAUCAUCGAGAGCCUACAGUUAUUUUACCACAUUGAGUGUUUCAAGUGUUGUGUUUGUUGUGUACAAUUAGGCGAUGGUCUCAUGGGUACAGAUGUACGAGUCAGAAAUAAAAAGUUACACUGUCAAAACUGUUUUUCUAGUGACGAUGGAGUUAAGUUCAGUUGCGUAUAAAAAGAAAAAAAGGAGAUAAAAUUAAUACAACAUAAUUAUUUAUAAGUAAAAAAAAAAAAAUGUUUAAUUAAAAUAUUAAUGUUAAAAAUCUUUAGAAAUUGUAAUAUAUACUAAUAUGUAUAUUGUUGCAUAUGCGUGUAUAAUUAUAAAGAAUGAAAACGAGAAAAGGAGAGAGAGAAGCGCAUGGAAAUUUUAUUUUUGUUGUUGUUGUGUUUUUUAGUAAUGUAAAAAUUUUAUUUUUCGAAUUUUAUUGACAACCAUCAUCAUAAUAUUAUAUUAUUAUAUACUUAAAUAGAAAAUAAAAUUAUAAAAUACAUGAAA